This is a messenger RNA of Drosophila willistoni, 715 nucleotides long. RefSeq lists its product as uncharacterized. Bases 39 to 689 code for a protein of 216 amino acids. Lineage: Eukaryota; Metazoa; Arthropoda; Insecta; Diptera; Drosophilidae. The record is from RefSeq and is a predicted model, not a curated record. The transcript has a single exon.
GACACAGUUAGCUAUCAGUUCAUCUUGAGAUCUCCAACAUGAAGUAUUGUGUAUUAAAGAAAGUAUAUUUGAAGCCAAAACCUUUGGCGGAGAGGAACACAACCCAGUCGAGUCCAUCGCAAAGUUCGGACAAUUCGUUAAACACUACACAGCACAGUGCCAUGGAAUUGGAAGCAGCUGCAGCUCUAUUAAUGUUGCGCUAUCAAUAUGAUAUACAGAGUGCUGCCAAAUUAGCCGCCGCCGCAGCAAACGCCACUAACGAAGCCGCCGCCGCAGCAAACGCCACCAUCGAAGCCACCUCCACUGCCACCACAACCACCACGAUAGAAACAGCAAUUCCAGCAGAAAGUAGUCGCUCACCCACACCACCACCGCCUUGUGUGGUGGAUAAUUGCACUCCCAAGGAGCAGCAAGUUCGGGUUACGGCCAGCAGUCAACCAUUGAAGAAGCGUACAAUUCCAUCACAUCUAUUGAGACGAUCUCUGACUCCGGCCAAACAACAGCAAGUUCCUUCUAAUAAAAACAUCAGUCAGAAUGCCAUCGUUAAGGCCAAGAUCAAGGCCAAGACACCGUUGCCAGCAUUUGAGCGCAAUAAUGAAAGCAGCAAUAACACUACUUGCAAUAAGGCUCUAUUGAAAUCCUGUCGAAAUAUGAUACGUGAAUUCUUGGAUAAUCAGGAAAAGAUUUGAAUUUUUUUUUUUAUCAUUUUCAAUUU